This is a messenger RNA of Aspergillus terreus NIH2624, 759 nucleotides long. RefSeq names its product putative protein kinase. Lineage: Eukaryota; Fungi; Ascomycota; Eurotiomycetes; Eurotiales; Aspergillaceae. Gene Ontology annotation, molecular function: ATP binding; protein kinase activity. The record is from RefSeq and is a predicted model, not a curated record. The coding region runs from base 1 to 759 and encodes 252 amino acids. The transcript has a single exon. Gene Ontology annotation, biological process: protein phosphorylation.
AUGGAGAUCAUUGACAUACCUUGCUCUGCCCACAAGCAGCACAGUGGUGAAAACAAACCAGGUAUAAACAGCCUCCGCGCCGGUAUCCAGCACCCUUUUAUCGCUCCGCUUACGUUUGCCUUGAUCUCUUUGGAUGGCAGAUCGGAACUCCUUUCACCGCUCGGUAGCGGAGGAUACCUUUCUGACCAUGUUCAGAGAGAUCGACGAUUCGGCAUCACUAAAGCGAAGUAUUAUGCUGCAGAGCUGGUUUGCGUACUGGAAUACUUGCAUGCAAAGAAUAUCAUCCUUGGUAGUCUAAAUAUGGAAGACAUUCUCCUCGAUUCCUCGGGCCACGCCAGUCUCUGCAAGCCGAGCCUCUUUGCACUUGACCUGUGUAAGGACAGGGACUGUAUUGCGCCCGGCACAUCGGAAUAUCCAGCUCCCGAAAUCCUUCUUAACAAGAGAAAAGCAUCUCGAGCUGGCGAUUGGUGGAGCCUGGGGAUUAUUCUCCAUGAGCUUUUGACGGGCGCUCCACCAUUCUACCACAAGGAUGAAGAGGAGCGGCGGUAUAGGAUCAUCCACGAUGACCUCCAGCUGCCCAUUAGCUUGCCAUCAAGUGCAAACAAUAUACUCACCAAACUGCUUGAUAAAGACCACACGCGUCGCCUAGGAGCCCACGGCCUCGCUGAGUUGAAAACGCAUCCUUUCUUCCAUGGCUUGCAUGGGGUGAAUGUAUCCAGCGCAAACUCGAAACGCCCUUUAAACCCCACGACGAUAUAG